Messenger RNA from Nothobranchius furzeri (turquoise killifish), 1713 nucleotides. It is a transcript of the gene tmem53, whose product is annotated as transmembrane protein 53. The record is from RefSeq and is a predicted model, not a curated record. NCBI's taxonomy places the organism in Eukaryota, Metazoa, Chordata, Actinopteri, Cyprinodontiformes, Nothobranchiidae.
GCGCCCAGUUUCCACCAGAGGGCGCUGCCGCAGCACCGGUCGGAUGCUGCUGCUGCUAAACGCUCCAGAGAAGAAGAGAUGUUCCCGUCUGCAGGAAGUGUUUGGUACCGUCGCCUGUAGGAGCCGCACGAGAGAACUGCAGCUCAUUCUGAAGCAUUAAGAAAAUGUCAGCCGAUGAAAUCGACUACAACAUUGUGUUUCCUGAUGCGGGCACGACAGAGAGACACUGGAAGGGGACAAAGGAGCCAGUUGUGAUCCUGUUAGGCUGGGCUGGGUGCAAAGACAAGCACCUGUCCAAAUACAGCUCCAUCUACAACGAGCAGGGGUGUGUUACCAUCCGCUACACAGCUCCCCUGAAGACCGUCUUCAUCUCAGAGUCCUUUGGCUACAAGGAGCUGAGCAGCACAGCCCUCAAGCUGCUGGAGAUCCUCUACGACUACGAAGUGGAGAACAGUCCCAUCUUCUUUCACAUAUUCAGUAACGGGGGCUUCAUGCUAUUCCGCUACAUGGUGGAACUGCUGCACAGUGACAAACAGUUCAGCUCGCUGUGUGUGAUCGGGGCUGUGGUAGACAGCGCUCCAGGUAAUGCGAAUAUCCGCGGUGCUCUGCGCGCUCUGUCAGCCACGUUAGGACCCAACAUAAGCCCUCUUCUACGGUACUUCCUCUUAGCCCUCUUUGCUGUGACCGUCUUUCUUUUGCGGGUGGUGUUGUAUCCUCUGACGAAGUUCAUUCACAAAAACCACUAUGAUGCCGUGCAAGACCGGCCUCCCGCCUGGCCUCAUUUCCACCUGUACUCCAGAGCCGACCAGGUGAUCCGACACAGGGACAUCGAGCAGUUCAUGGAUACCUUGAAGAAGAAAGGCGUCCCCGUGGACAGUUACGAUUUCGUCUCCAGCUCCCAUGUCUGUCAUUUCCGAGAUUUUCCUGAGCAGUAUACUCGCAAGUGCCGCAGUUUCCUUGUUGCUUGCAUGAAAGACUUGGAAGGAGCGGAAAUGAAAAAUGUUUACAAAGUCAGUGAAACCUGGAAAAGAAACUGAAUUUUUUUCUUAAAAUCUGAAAAGCAAUCAAACUGCCUAAGUGGUUUGACAAACUUCUGAGAAACUAGAAAGAGAAUUUUAAUAAAUUCUAAUAUUGCAAAGUUGAAACGAGUCUCCUGUGCACUUGAAGGGAAGGUCCCACUUUUCUGGUGUUAAUAAAUCCUGGCACACACUGGAACUCUCAUGCUGCUGAAGUAUGUGGGAUAAAGGCGGAGCUCUGCUUCCUCUAAUGUUUUUACAACUGUCUUGAUCCACAUGUCGGCGUAGAUCCAACCACAGUUGAACGUCUUAGGGAAUGAAGUCUUUGUGCUGUGAAAUGUGAUGCAUUGUAGAUUAGUAGUAGUGCAUAUUACACGAUGCAGCUGUAUUUAGUUUUAAUAAAUGUAAUUAAUGAUUUACUGAAAUUGGAUUGAAGGGGUGCUCAUAAUGAAGGUAACCGUCAUAUUAAAGUGAUUCUUUUGUUUUUGCAACUUAGAACGUUUUUAAAUUGUUGCCUUAUGAAGUCAAUUUCUUUUAAAAUUGUCACAAAUGUUUAAUUAUUCAGCUCUAAUAUGUGAUCCAGUAUAAAUUUAGUCCAGGAUCAAAGUUGCGUGACAAUGAAUGUAUGUCUCCAGCAAAACUAAUUUAUUCCUCUUAACUGAUGUGCCUUCAAUAAACCAGAAUGCUCACAGUCAAA